UGACGAUAGACCUGAGCUGUUCCAUCAGCGGAGUAAAGAUGGCUGACCAAGGCGCCGCAGAUCCUGGUAAUAACAACAAUAAUACACCUGAAGCGUCGGAGGGAACUAUUAUCAAGGUCACAGUAAAAACCCCUAAAGACAAAGAAGAAAUCGCCAUCGCAGAAGAUGCUUCUGUCACUCAGUUCAAAGAAGAAAUAUCAAGGCGAUUCAAAGCCAAACAGGACCAGUUGGUUCUGAUUUUUGCAGGGAAGAUUUUGAAGGAUGGCGACAGCCUCAGCCAACACGGCAUCAAGGACGGCCUGACAGUUCACCUAGUCAUAAAGACAGCACACAAGGCAGGAGAUGGUGGUAGCACAUCAGCCUCAAGCCCAGCCUCGACUCCAGCAGGCAGUACCUCCACCUCCAGUCCAGGCACAAACCCGUCCUCCACAGCAGGUUCUACUGGCACUGCUCCACCGCCCGCACCAACGCCAAACAUACUGAGUGGCUUUGGUGACCUGGCUGGGCUUGCUGGACUUGGCAUGGGCUCAGCUAAUUUCAUGGAACUGCAACAGCAGAUGCAGAGGCAGCUCAUGUCCAACCCAGAGAUGCUCUCUCAGAUUAUGGAGAACCCCCUUGUCCAGAACAUGAUGUCUAACCCAGACCUGAUGAGACAAAUGAUCAUGGCCAAUCCUCAGAUGCAACAGUUAAUGGAGCGCAACCCAGAGAUUUCCCACAUGCUCAACAACCCUGAGCUCAUGAGACAGACCAUGGAACUGGCUAGGAACCCAGCCAUGAUGCAGGAAAUGAUGCGGAACCAAGAUCGGGCACUGAGCAAUUUGGAGAGCAUCCCUGGAGGUUACAAUGCCUUGCGGAGGAUGUACACAGAUAUACAGGAACCCAUGUUCAGUGCUGCGAGGGAACAGUUUGGUAGCAACCCUUUCUCAGCUCUAGGUGGCAACUCUGACUCUGGAGCCCAGCCAUCACGGACAGAGAACCGCGAGCCCCUUCCUAACCCAUGGGGUCCACCUAAUUCAUCCAGCACCUCGGAAAGUGGAGGCAGCACCACAGGAAGUGCUAACACCACCGGAGGAACCACCCCCAGUGUGUCCAACCCACUUGGUAUUAAUCCUGGCAGUCUGGGCAAUGGUAUGUUCAGCAGCCCAGGCAUGCAGAGUCUACUGCAGCAGAUCUCAGAAAACCCCCAGCUAAUGCAGAAUAUGCUGUCUGCUCCAUACAUGCGGAGUAUGAUGCAGUCACUCUCUCAAAACCCAGAGUUGGCCUCUCAGGUUUUGAUGAAUAAUCCCUUGUUUGCUGGAAACCCACAGCUUCAGGAACAGUUCAGAUCUCAGCUGCCCAUCUUCCUGCAGCAGAUGCAGAACCCAGAAGCCCUGUCAGUUAUGACUAAUCCUCGGGCCAUGCAAGCUCUAAUGCAGAUCCAGCAGGGCUUACAGACGCUGCAGACAGAAGCACCAGGCCUCAUGCCCAGCUUGAUGUCAGGUGGAAUUCCUGGCAUACCCACAGGCGGGGCAGUACCCACAGGCGGGGCGGUACCCACAAGUGGGUCUGUGCCCACAGGUGGGGCUAUGCCUACAGGUGGAGCUGUACCAACAGAGAACCCGGCAUCCUCACCCAGCAGUGCAGGGACAAAUACCGCCCAGCAGCAGCUGAUGCAACAGAUGCUCCAGAUGUUCGCCGGAGGGGGUGGAGGAGGCAGUGCAACGACCCAAACCCCAGAGGUUCGGUUCCAGACCCAGCUGGACCAGCUGAACGCUAUGGGCUUCAUCAACCGUGAGGCCAACCUGCAGGCCCUCAUUGCUACUGGAGGGGACAUCAAUGCCGCUAUUGAGAGACUGCUGGGCUCACAGCCCUCGUAAAGACAUACAGUACAUACCUGCUCACAGACACAAGCAUACCUAACACACACGCACACACACAAACACAGCUUCUACAGAGAAUCGAGAGAAAUUUAAGUGUCUUGUCCCAAAACAUGACAGAAGAAACUUCGGCAGGAUCUGUAAGACCCACAUUUUUUUGUCCAUUUUCACAGCAUUCCCUAGUCCCCAUACUUUUUCUUUUUUGCAUCACCCAUCCAGAAGUGUGUCUCCGAGUGCUGACGUAGCCGGACUGAAUCUGUGCUGUGCUGCAGAUGGUGAAAAAUCUGACGAGAGAUUCAUUUGUUGUUUUUCCACACAAAAUAGGGUUGAGUUGAGUGAUGCAGGCAGACAAUUACACAAAAUAGAUUAAACCCAUAUGAUGUGAUUGGCUGUUAGCUCUGUUUUAUACAUGGUCACCAUGAGGCAGGUUUUUAGCCUUUAAGUAGCAAAUCUAUCCAUGACGAUUUUCUGGUAUACAGACAGAACAUGUCUUGUUCAUACAUUCGUUCAAUCUUCUUUUCUCUUUCCCCAUUCUUAAGGUUCAACAUAAAUAGCUCCUUUCACUAUUUAUUGCAAGCGCUUCAGAAAAUGACGACCUCCUUCCGCUCUUUUGAACUUGUAAUUUGUCAUUCCAGAUAAAAGUGCCCACUCACAGGUGCACAGUGUCUUUUCCCUCUGAGGCACCAGUGCUGUGCCUUCUGUCCUCUCCUGCCCUACAAGAGCAUUGUCAGCCAAUUACUCCCUCACACAAAGGGUUCAUGAGAACCCCCCCAAUAACUUCCACAAAGCAUCACUCUGUGAUGAUCACAACUGUGACCAUAAUUAAAUCUCACAUUGCGGCAUCUCGAACGCAGAGGACACUGUUAGAAUGACUAUAAAUUAAACAAGUUUUUCUUUCAUUUUAAUCUGAUUCAGCAUUUUAUUUUAUUUUUUUUCUUUUUUGGGUGCAUUUAGUACCUAGGGAUAAUUAUGAUUUUUGGCUCUCAUAAAAUAAAUGUGGAAAUCAGUAAGUAAAAAAUAAUGGAAAGGCUUUCCAAGAUUUCUUCUAAAAUCAAAUUCUAGGUUGUGUUAUUUUUUUUUCCUUUUGAAAUUCUCAGCAUUGUAGUUGUGGUAAACUUGGCAACUGCUUUAAUAGCUUUGCUUUGUCUGUUGACCUCAGCUGAAAAAUAAAAAAAAAGAAUCCAUCUCCCAAUUGAACAUGUUGGAACUAACUUUUAACAGUACUGUACUAAAACAAUAAAACAUGGUCAAAAACA
Messenger RNA from Betta splendens (Siamese fighting fish), 3112 nucleotides. It is a transcript of the gene ubqln4, whose product is annotated as ubiquilin 4. The record is from RefSeq and is a predicted model, not a curated record. Gene Ontology annotation, biological process: ubiquitin-dependent protein catabolic process. The transcript has 11 exons. Gene Ontology annotation, cellular component: cytosol. Lineage: Eukaryota; Metazoa; Chordata; Actinopteri; Anabantiformes; Osphronemidae. Gene Ontology annotation, molecular function: polyubiquitin modification-dependent protein binding. The coding region runs from base 39 to 1856 and encodes 605 amino acids.